CUCAGUCUGUGUCGCAAAUACUUCUACAUUGGCUUCCUAUGCCUACCGUUCCUAUGGGUGGUGAACAGCGUGUGGUUCUUCAGGAGCGCCUUCAUGGGAGCGCCGGACCCCUCCUCCGACCGGAAGCCUAUCCAACGAUAUGUCAUAUACUCGAUGAUCGGAUCCCUGGUGUGGAUCGUGGCUCUGGUCGCGUGGAUCACGACGUUUCAGCUGAAGAGGGCCGAGUGGGAGGCGACCGGCGACUACCUGUCCUUUAAUAUCCCGCGAGGCAUACCCUAAGACCUACCCUACCAUAAGAGACAUACCAUUAGAUCCGUGCGAAUCGGUUGUGAUUUGUAUGGAUUUGUAUUUUAAGUGAUUUAAUGUUUGAAUUGUUUUUUAUUGUAUUCAACACUCAAUUAUUUAUUAAUAAUAACAACAUUUUGAGAUAAAAAUCAAA
Oppiella nova is the source of this 439-nucleotide messenger RNA. NCBI's taxonomy places the organism in Eukaryota, Metazoa, Arthropoda, Arachnida, Sarcoptiformes, Oppiidae. The record is from the annotation of a GenBank genome assembly.